CCGUUCGUUGCCCGCCAUUUUGACCAAAAAUUCCUUUUAUUUUUGACAUUUGUCAAAUUAUCAUCAAUCAAUUUUGUGGCGUUGAAUUCAGUUGAAUUAAUAAUUUUUGCACGUGCCUGAGAUAAAGUUUUAAAAAGAAAAAAAGCCAAAAGGAACACCAAACAAUUGAUUAACAAUGGUGGCGCAAACAAAGGUGUUCGUGGGAAGAUUACCCGAAGAUGCCAAACCGGAGGACCUACGGAAGCUGUUCGAGCGCUUCGGGGUGGUCACGGAAUGCGACAUCAUGAACAGAUGCGGCUUCGUUCACAUGGAGACAGAAGAGCAAGCCGCCGCCGCCAUUCGCGAUCUGCACAACACUACAUUCAAUGGUGGUGUGAUUACAGUGGAAAGGGGAAGGAUCAAGGAAAGAGGCCAGCGCGGAGGCGGUCGUGGCAUGCGCGGGGGUAUGCGAGGCGGUAUGGACCGUCGGGGCGGCAUGCGCGGUGGCAUGCGGGAUGCUCCGUACCCCAUGCGCGAUCGCGGGAUGGGGGGCCCCAUGCGUGACCGAGGGAUGGGACACAUGAGGAACUCUGCUCCGUAUGACAGAAGCAUGGACCGUGCACCGAUGGGCGGCGCUACGGGCUAUGAUGAUAGAUACAAUGGUUACGGAGGCGAGGAUCGCCGAGGUUUCGCUCUGAUGGACAACCGUGGUGCUAGAGACCCGUACGCUGCCCCUCCACCCAUGUACGCAGAUGAUAGACAGAGCUAUGGGGCCCCCGUGGACAACAUGUACCCUGAUGAAAGGGACAUGAUGGAGCGACGGGCCCCCAUGCGGAGUGCCCCUAUGACCAUGUCAUCCGGCUACGAUAGGGCUCCACCACGGGCAGCGCCCAUGACCACUGAUAUGUACAGCAGGAGGUCGGACCAAACUAUGUGGGGUGGAGCGGCGGCUGCGGGGAGCUAUGAGCGCGACCCGUACGCUCAGCAGUACCCCAAUGCGGGCAGGUGGUGAGGCGUUGGGUGACGACACGCGGCGACGGCGAUGGUGACGGCGAGCGGCGCUACUAGCGACAUGACGUCAUCUCCACGGCCGGCCAGGCGAACCGGCCCAUUCCGGUACCGGUACCGGUCCGGCCCGAAUUUGAUUUGAUGCGUCAUCUUACUCGCGCGCGUGCCUAGUUUCCACAACUGCCACGUUUGUCUUCUUUACAUGUAUUAAAAUCGAUUGCGAUAUUGUUCAAUUUUUAGUAAACGACAAUUGGAAGAAAUCAAAUACAAUCCAUUAACUGUCAUUACUUUUUAUGACGUAUCCCCCUAGUAGUCUACGAUUAGAUUUAUAAUAAGCGACCGCGAUUAAUUGAUAAGUCUUUUCCAAUGUAACAAUAUUAUGGUUUAUUAGGGUAAAUGCAUAUUUUUUUUUACUUAUAUUAGAUUAAAAUUCAUUUUGGAAAA
This is a messenger RNA of Maniola jurtina (meadow brown), 1431 nucleotides long. RefSeq names its product RNA-binding protein 4.1-like (gene Bmp-2). The record is from RefSeq and is a predicted model, not a curated record. The coding region runs from base 176 to 991 and encodes 271 amino acids. The transcript has 6 exons. NCBI's taxonomy places the organism in Eukaryota, Metazoa, Arthropoda, Insecta, Lepidoptera, Nymphalidae. Gene Ontology annotation, molecular function: mRNA binding. Gene Ontology annotation, biological process: mRNA splicing, via spliceosome. Gene Ontology annotation, cellular component: nuclear speck.